Molecule: messenger RNA, 1653 nt
Organism: Priapulus caudatus
Lineage: Eukaryota; Metazoa; Priapulida; Priapulimorpha; Priapulimorphida; Priapulidae
Exons: 5
Coding region: 233-826 (197 amino acids)
Source: RefSeq, a predicted model, not a curated record
AUCCGUAUUAGAAAUACACAGAUAGUCAGUCGUACGGGUGCUUAGGCGACUACUGUCUGGCAUCCUGCCGUCUCAGCUAUUGGCGAUGAUAGGCGAUUCCAACGCACUACAAAUCUGAAGAUAUAGAUCCCUGACAGCGUCAGCAGACGUUAUACACUAAACUAGACAACGCCUAAAAGAACUUGUAUGGACUUCAUCGUUAGCAAAUUUCCAACAGUUUGACUUCUACAUAAUGGAAACGAAACCUGGGAUGGAGAAGAACGACGAAGCCAAUGCACCCGCAGCCUGUGAUCACAAGAACAACGAGACGGAGGCAAACAUUACCACAGAGAGCAAAGAUACAAAAUCCGAAUCUACCGACAAAGAAAAGCAAUCAACAAGCGUGAGCGGGCAGGGAACAGGGGCAGAUGAAGCAAGCAGCGAUAUUGGGAAAAGACUUCAUGAAAUGGAAGAGCUGGUAAAAGGCCGCUGUGAAGAACACGAUCAGAUGAUGAAGACUAAGGAUGAGCAAGUGGAUAACCUAACAGAACUACUGCUGUCACUACAAGAAAAUCAACCAGAAAAGAGAAACGAAGAAGUCAUAAAGGACAGACUAGACAAGCUGCAUCAGCUACAGGAUUGCCUGCAAAACAUGUUCACCGAGAUGGAUAGCAUGUUGCUGCAGCGGACGGAGGAAGGAGAGAACAUCCGCCAUUUGAUGGAGGAGAUCAUUCCCAGCUCGCCAGAUGUCGCUCAGAAAGAAUCAAAGGAAAAGGGGUCAACAGAUCCUGGAAUUUCAACCACAAAAGAUGAACAAUCAGUGGCGUCACCGGAAACUGGAGAAUAAUAUAUUGAUAUUUCGUCAGAUGUGACAUAUUAUCGACAUAUAAACACAAAAUGUAUUGUUACCGUGGUGUGUAAUUGGACAUAUCAUUUGAGCCGCGAUAUCUUCAAUGGCAGCAAUCAUACAUUGUAACGGAACUAUACUUUCAUAUAUAUGAUUAGCGGUUGGUAAUAAUAUAUACGUGAAGUAAGCUACUUUAGAGCCAGUUGCUUUGCGCCAUUGCUAUAUACCAAACGGACAAAUAUACUUGCUCUAUUCAAUCGAAAUACCAUAGUCUGUUAAAGGCCUGAGAUGUGAGCGAUUUGAUAUAUAUUAUAAUCGUAUUAGACUAUAUAUAUGUCGCUAAAUUACAUUUAUGAGAAUACGAAUAGAGACUGUGUAUCACACAGUAUAUUUGUACAUGUGACUACAAAUGUAUACAGCUGUAGAAUGUCAGAAUGAUAUAUAUAACUAUACUAAGAUUAAAACACACUGAUUAAUUUUGACUCCAGGCUCUUUAAUUACGAAUAUAAUAUACGAUAUGCUUACUUUCUAUUACAAAACAUGGUGCUAAGGAGAUUUAGAGCUUGUUUAGACGAACCCAGAUCUCUAUUCUGUAAACGGUUCGUUUUAUGACAAUAAAAACGCUGUCACAUAAAGAAUAGCACGCGUAUUGGGCACCAGUCCUAGACACGCGACCCGGGCGUUAGUGAAGUAUCUGUGCGUAUAUAGAAAAUUAAAAUGAAAAAUUACUAAGAAAUUGGAUAUCGACGUAUGAAUAAAGUUUGUUUACUUGAUACUUAAUAAAAGUCGCAAAACAUUCUGCGGGGAAGUAAUAACAAUUAAAUGUA